AAUGGCACAGGAAUUAUUGUUUAUCAUUGGUAUAUUCUGCACCAUGACAACCUUCGCAAUGGAUCGGCAUAAACAAUAAACGACGCCCUUUUUGUCUCCCGAACGACGAUAUCAAACAAACAACUUAUUGUCAAAAUGUGAAGUCGAGUCCCUGUAUUCUGAUGUGAAUUAAAUUUUGAAGGAUUUUUAAUACCUCGUAUCUAAAGAUGGCAGUCGCGCCUAAAAAAGCAACAUAUUCUACUGCUGACUUUGAAAUUUUUGGCAAAGUACAAGGUGUGUUCUUUAGAAAACAUACGCAAAAGAAAGCAGUCGAACUAGGCCUCAAGGGAUGGGUGAUGAACACCGCGCAAGGAACUGUGGUAGGCCAACUACAAGGACCUGCGAUAGCCGUGGAAGACAUGAAGAUUUGGUUACAAAAGGUGGGCAGUCCGAAAUCGCGAAUUGAAAAAGCUGCAUUCCGAAACGAAGGUCCCAUUAACAGCUGCGCAUUUAGGACAUUUGAGAUUCGACGAUAAAAUAUUGGACACUAGGUACUUGACGCAUUUCAUGUACUCGUAUCAUUUAAUUUAUAUGAUUGAAUAAAAAAAUCACAAAAAGCUUU
Helicoverpa armigera (cotton bollworm) is the source of this 601-nucleotide messenger RNA. Its product is annotated as acylphosphatase-1-like. Bases 207 to 515 code for a protein of 102 amino acids. The record is from RefSeq and is a predicted model, not a curated record. Gene Ontology annotation, molecular function: acylphosphatase activity. The transcript has a single exon. NCBI's taxonomy places the organism in Eukaryota, Metazoa, Arthropoda, Insecta, Lepidoptera, Noctuidae.